GCAGGAUCCAGAUACAUCAGUCAAGCUGCUGCCAAAGUUGACAUCGAAUUUGAUUAUGAUGGGCCACUCAUGAAGACAGAAGUCCCCGGGCCUAGAUCUCAGGAGUUAAUGAAACAGCUGAAUACAAUCCAGAACGCAGAGGCGGUACACUUUUUCUGCAACUAUGAAGAAAGCAGAGGCAACUACCUAGUGGAUGUGGACGGCAACCGAAUGUUGGACCUGUAUUCUCAGAUCUCCUCUGUCCCCAUAGGUUAUAACCAUCCAGCUCUGGCGAAACUCAUCCAACAGCCUCAAAAUGUGAGUACUUUCAUCAACAGACCUGCCUUGGGCAUCCUGCCUCCAGAUAACUUUGUAGACAAACUCCGAGAGUCCUUGAUGUCGGUGGCACCCAAGGGCAUGUCCCAGCUCAUCACCAUGGCCUGUGGCUCCUGCUCCAAUGAGAAUGCAUUCAAGACCAUCUUCAUGUGGUACCGGAGUAAAGAACGAGGGCAGAGAGGUUUUUCAAAAGAAGAGCUGGAGACCUGCAUGGUCAACCAGAGUCCUGGAUGCCCCGACUACAGCAUCCUCUCCUUCAUGGGCGCUUUCCACGGGAGGACUAUGGGAUGCUUAGCAACCACACACUCCAAAGCAAUUCACAAGAUUGACAUCCCCUCCUUUGACUGGCCCAUUGCACCAUUCCCACGGCUGAAAUACCCCCUGGAGGAGUUCGUGAAGGACAACCAGCAAGAGGAGGCCCGCUGCCUAGAAGAGGUAGAAGAUCUGAUUGUGAAGUACCGGAAAAAGAAGAGAACAGUGGCUGGAAUCAUCGUUGAGCCCAUCCAGUCCGAGGGCGGAGACAACCAUGCAUCAGAUGACUUCUUUCGGAAGCUGAGAGACAUCGCCCGGAAGCAUGGCUGUGCCUUCCUGGUAGACGAAGUUCAGACUGGAGGAGGCUGUACAGGCAAGUUCUGGGCCCACGAGCACUGGGGCUUGGACGACCCAGCCGAUGUAAUGUCCUUCAGCAAGAAGAUGAUGACCGGGGGCUUCUUCCACAAGGAGGAGUUCCGGCCAAGUGCUCCUUACCGGAUCUUCAAUACCUGGCUGGGAGACCCCUCCAAGAACCUGCUGCUGGCCGAGGUCAUCAACAUCAUCAAGCGGGAGGACCUGCUCAGCAACGUGACCCAUGCCGGGCAGACCCUGCUCACAGGGCUGCUGGAUCUCCAGGCCCGGUACCCCCAGGUCAUCAGCAGAGUGAGAGGACGAGGCACCUUUUGCUCCUUUGACACCCCAGAUGAAUCCAUACGGAAUAAACUCAUUCUGAUCGCCAGAAACAAAGGUGUGGUAUUGGGGGGCUGUGGUGACAAAUCCAUCCGUUUCCGUCCCACGCUGGUCUUCAGGGAUCACCACGCUCACCUGUUUCUCAAUAUUUUCAGUGACAUCUUAGCAGACUUCAAGUAAAGAAGCCAUCCCCGUGACAUUCAGAGAAAGCCUGAUCUCAAUGGUGUCAACUUGAUUAGUUUGCCUAAUUCAUAUUUUCACUUAAAAGUUUAUCAGAGGCGAA
Phodopus roborovskii (desert hamster) is the source of this 1540-nucleotide messenger RNA. RefSeq names its product 4-aminobutyrate aminotransferase (gene Abat). Gene Ontology annotation, biological process: GABA catabolic process. Gene Ontology annotation, cellular component: mitochondrion. The transcript has 14 exons. Gene Ontology annotation, molecular function: pyridoxal phosphate binding. Lineage: Eukaryota; Metazoa; Chordata; Mammalia; Rodentia; Cricetidae. The coding region runs from base 70 to 1437 and encodes 455 amino acids. The record is from RefSeq and is a predicted model, not a curated record.